This is a messenger RNA of Tetrahymena thermophila SB210, 2199 nucleotides long. Its product is annotated as GDP dissociation inhibitor. The record is from RefSeq and is a predicted model, not a curated record. Gene Ontology annotation, biological process: protein geranylgeranylation; small GTPase-mediated signal transduction; vesicle-mediated transport. NCBI's taxonomy places the organism in Eukaryota, Ciliophora, Oligohymenophorea, Hymenostomatida, Tetrahymenidae. Gene Ontology annotation, molecular function: GDP-dissociation inhibitor activity. Gene Ontology annotation, cellular component: Rab-protein geranylgeranyltransferase complex; cytosol; cytoplasm. The transcript has 2 exons.
AUGAAAAAAUUAGAGUACACAAUAGAUUAGAAAGAGUAUGAUACAUUAGUCUUAGGUACAGGAAUGACUGAAGCUUUAUUUUCAGCUUCUUUAGCCAAGAUCGAUAGAAAAAAAAUAUUAGUAGUUGAUGCCGAUUAAGGAUACAGCUCUUCUUAAAAAACUUUUAACUUUAAGGAAUUGGUUUAAGAUAUGCAAGAUAAAAUGAAACAUGUUGAGGAAAACAAGUUAAAAAAGGAGUUUUUCACCAACUUAGAAUUGAAUGAAGAAUGGAAUAAGAGAAAUUAAGAGUUUGUAGAAGAAAUAGUGAACAAAACUCAGCAAUACAAAUAUUUUAAUAUAGAUUUAUAACCUAAGCUCUUAUAUUCAAAUAGUUUAGUUGUUGAUUGUAUGAGAUAAGCAAAUAUGGAUUAGUACAUGGAUUUUAGAGCAAUCGAUUCAAUUUACUUUUUUGAGCCUAGUUCUAAGAAAUUCAUUUAAACCCCUUGCUCUAAGAGUGACAUAUUUAAGUCAAAAGAAUUCGGUUUAAUGGAAAAGAAGCAGUUAUUUUAAUUCCUUCACAAGUGCGUGUCUCUUUACAAUAAAUAAUUUUAGAAGUAAGUGAAUUAGAAUUCAAUUGAAGAGUUUGACAAAGAAUUUGAAGUUGAUGAGGAAACUUAUAAGCUCUACAACUAGCUAAAAGAAUAGCCUUGCAUAAAUUUUUUACGUGAAAGAAUUUCAAGCAAAAAAGUUUAAGAUAUUUUCCUUUAUAAUUUGUGCAAUUAUGAAUUUAAUCCAAAUGAGCCUAUACCUGAGUUUUUAAAGUAAGAUUAUACAACAAAAAGCUUCUUACAUAGACUUAAUAAGUAUAUAAAGAGUUGUGGAGUUCACACUGCACUUCCAUAUCUAUAUACAAAUUACGGAACAGGAGAUAUUCCUCAAGGUUUUGCCAGAAUUAGUGCUAUUUUUGGGUCUAUCUACUGCUUAAACAAAGACUUAGAUAUUUAAUAUAUCAAAAAAGACAACGAAACAGGAUUAUUUAAAAUUAAAUCUAAUCUUUAAAGCUAACCUGACGAGAUAGUAUCAGAAAACGCAUAAACUGAUGGUUAUAUCUACCCUAAGAACGAAGAAAAGCCAACAGAAAUACCAUAAGCUGAAAAAUAAGAUUAAGAGGUAUCACUUGAAAAAGCAAUAGAUUAAAAAUAAGAGGAUAACUAAAUUGAAUAAGCAGAUUAAAACACAAAAAUUGCAGAAGAAAAUUAUUUCACUGUUUAAAAUAUAAUAGCUGGUCCAGAGUAUAGAUAAAAAAUAAAGAAGAUUUUAGGGCUAGAAGAAAAAUAGGUCAAAGAGGAUAUUUAUUUGUUAAGAGUUACAAUAAUAUCUAAAAAAUCAGAUGAAUAGGUUAAGUUAGAAAAGGAAAUAUAAGAUUUAGAAGAUGAAGAAAAAACUAAAAGAGAAAUAAGAUAUACAUGCCCUAUUAUGUAUUCAAUCCCUCCUAAUGAUUUACUUGCUUUUAAAUAACCUCUUUCUAUAUUGCAUUUAGAUCAUAAUUCAAUGAGCACCCCAACUACUCAUUAAGUUUUCUAUUGCAAAAAAGUAUUAGAAAAUAAAGACAAUUACAAUAAAGAAGUUGAGCAAAUCAUAUAAUUCGUCGAAAAUAUAGAUUAAUAUAUUAAAGGUUAGCCAUUUAAAUACAAGGCAGAUUAUGUUUGGGCAUAUCUUUAAAAUAGAAAUGACUAAGGAGUUUUUGAGUAAAUAUAAGACGAAGACAAGAAAUUCCAAGUAAGUUUUAUUGGUUAAGAUUAUUUUGAAAUCGAUAUGGACAAGAAUUUUGAAGAAUUCAGAGACACUAUCACAUCUAUUAGUUCUCAGGUUAAUACUUAAGAUGAAAAUUAUUUCUAAACAAUUCAAGAGCUUAAUGGAGAAGUUGAUUUCUAUUAAAACAAAAUUGAAGAAGAGGAGGACUUCAAAGGAAUCGAUAACAUCAUUAAUAAAUUUGAGUAAUUAGUUCAAGGAAAUAAUAAAUAAGAAAGCGAAGUUAAAGAAGGUGAAGUUGAAUAAUAAAAAGAAUAAGUCUAUGCUGAGUAGAAAGAAAUACCUUAAUCCGAAAAUAGUAAAAAUCAAGAAGAAAACAAUGAUUAAUAAAGCGAAUAGGGAUAAAAUAUUGUUUAAUAAUCAUAAAAUGUAGCAGAAAAUGUUCCAUAAGAUGAGCAAUCUAAUUGA